AAAUCGAAUCAUAAAUGGUACUUGUUUCAGAAUUGCUCUUAAAUGGUCAGGGAGCAAUGGAUUAUGGGUUCGAUCCUCAGGGCCUUCUCACGACUUCACAAAGGGAAGCCAUUUCGAUUGUUUGUUGAGAUCAUAUUUAACUUAAUGGCGCCAUGGUGAAGUGUGGAGCUGUAUUUAAAAAAAUCAGCAGGCACUUUUCGGGUCUAUCCAUGUGUAUUGUAUUCAGCAAGCUCUCCAUGAAAUGCUUGCCAGAUGACCCUAGACAUGCCUGGUUUUUUCCUUCGAACUCCAUCGAUUUGCGUUAUUCAAGGUUCUGUAAUAAAUGUCAAAGUGAUGACGAGGAGUUGCAGCACAAUGGCAAAAAUCUACACCGGAGCCUUAUAGUGUCCUGUCCAUUUGUGGUGGAACUGCACAGGGCAAUUGAUGAGAUGCACAAUUUAGGAAAAAUACCAGAUGAUGCAACUCUGUCUGUGCUUGCUGAUUUCUUAGUUAAAGAAGAGAAAGAGGUUCCGGAUGCUUUGGGCCAACUGAUUCCUGAUUUUGAAAACAAUUUAUCUGCAAGCACGAAGAUCACUCUAGUUCUUAUUGAAAAUUUUAUCAAAGUUAACAAGUUAUUUUCUGCUUUCUUUUUAUUGAGAGAAUUGAGGAACAGAGGUGUUGUUCCUGACUUGGCAGUUUACAGUUCUCUUUUGAUUGCUGUCGGCAAAGCUAGUGAUUUUAAGCUUGCAUGCCAAAUCUUCAAGGAUUUGUUAGCUAAUGGAUCUUCUGAUUCUGCAUCCUAUUUUGCGUUAUCGAAGGCAUUAGCAAAGGUGGCAGACAAGGAAGUAGCCUACAAAUUUUGCAUGGAGUUGGCAGAGGAUAGCUUCCUUUGCAAUGCAACAGUUUUGAACAGACUAAUAUAUGCAUUUGCUGGAACAGGGCAAUUGGAGACGGCUGUUGCACUCUUUGAAUAUAUGAAACACUGCAAACACAAACCAGACCAGGUCACCUAUAACACUAUUAUUGAUGUCCUUGGCAAGUCAGGCCACGGAGACAUAACCUAUCAUGAAUUUUUAUCUAUGAAGGAAUUGGGACACGAUCCAGAUAUCAUUACUUACAACACAUUGAUAAAUAAUUUUUGUAGGUUGGGUAGAUUAGAUUUAUGUUUGAUAGUUUUGAAAGAGAUGAUUGCAAGAGGUUUUGAACCUAAUUUGCGCAUAUACACUGCACUAAUUGAUAGGUUUGGCCGUAUAGGUCAGGUUGAUGAAGCAAUGAGAUUAUUUAUUGACAUGAAAAAAAGGGGUUGCAGGGCAUCAGUUUAUGUUUAUAGGUCUCUCAUAAGUACCCUCAGAAAGGCUGGUAAAGUGGAGAUUGCAAACAAGUUGUCAGAAGAAAUGAAUGAGAGCAGUUCUAAUUUGAUUGGUCCUGGAGAUUUCAAGAAAAAACGCAGAUGAUUAUUCAAUUUGAAGCUUGCUCAGAUGAUCAGAGUAUUGUUGUGCCAUAUUUUUUUUUUGCCUAUUUUUCAUUUUUUAAUUUUAAAUGCCUAAUUAUUUUCAUAUGCAAUAUCAAGUCUUAGGAUUUGUUUGG
Messenger RNA from Cryptomeria japonica (Japanese cedar), 1566 nucleotides. RefSeq names its product pentatricopeptide repeat-containing protein At1g11900. The record is from RefSeq and is a predicted model, not a curated record. The transcript has 2 exons. Bases 153 to 1433 code for a protein of 426 amino acids. Gene Ontology annotation, molecular function: protein binding. Lineage: Eukaryota; Viridiplantae; Streptophyta; Pinopsida; Cupressales; Cupressaceae.